Messenger RNA from Cotesia congregata, 240 nucleotides. The record is from the annotation of a GenBank genome assembly. NCBI's taxonomy places the organism in Eukaryota, Metazoa, Arthropoda, Insecta, Hymenoptera, Braconidae.
AUGUCACUCGGGGUGGUAGUAAUAAAACAGAGUUUGUUAAUCCUGGUGUGUAUCUCGUUGAGUUCCGCGGAUUCUCCAGGAGGAACCAACAAAACAGUAAAGACUUAUCUACCGCCGCUACGAAUCCCAGAGACUUAUGCUCCAAAAAAUAAUUCUCUGGAGGCAAAAUGCGACCACCAAGUCCAAAUCUUCGAGGACUCGCUCCAAAAGUUCGAGCCCUGGGCGCUGGAAAGUAUUUAA